CUCGGGCUCUGGGCCAGACGUCGAGAGGCUCACUCACACUUGCCUUCAGCCUCUUUGUGUUCCCAGCCUGGCCUCCCCAAGACCUGCUUGUUCUGUGUUCCGCUUCUUGCAACCCCACCAAUGCUGAGAACUUGACCUUGAGAUGGUCAACGUCUGGCAUUGCACUGAAAAUAUCCGGCACCCAUCCGACAACGCUCACCACGCAUAUUCUAUACAUCUUGGCGCCACAACAGUCAAGUCCAAUUGAUAUACACGACACAGAGGCCAGCCACCCAGGGCCAGCCAAGCCAACAUGUCCGCCCCCAAAGAGGCCAUCACCCUCCGCAUCCCAUCCAAAUAUGCCUCAUCAUCAUCACCCUCGCCCUCCUUCUCACCACCGCCCCUGGACUGGCUCCACCGCACCUGGACGGUAACCCACUCCACCCUGGCCAUGUGGCGCACAGCCCGCAACGUCCGCAUAACCUACUCCCCGCUCCCGGCGGACCCGGCGGGCCGCGCGCGCAUCGACGACCUGGUGCAGUACGAGAAGAAGACCUCGGGCAAGGCCGCCGUCAAGACGGUCCAGGGCGUCGACACGUGCUCCUCCCCGGGCGAGGCCGGCACGGCCAGCUGGGACUGGCGCGGCAAGGGCCUGCUCGCGUUCGUCACCAGCCACUGGGAGGUCGUGGGCUGGGGCGAGCGGGACGCCGCGGGUGGGGAGGGGGAGGGGGGAGGCAAGGAGAGGUGGGCCGUCACGUGGUUCGCGCCUACGCUCUUCACCAAGGAGGGCGUGGACCUGUAUAGUGACCGCAAGGGCGGCAUGAGCCCUGCGCUUGCGGCGGAUAUACUUGCUGCGCUGAAGGGGUUGGGCGCCGAGCCGCUUGUGAGGAUGGUCGAGGCGGAUAUGAAGGAGGUCGAGGUCCGUCUGCCUUGGCUGGAGGGGUAGGUCGGCCUGUAACUAUGACUUACAGAUAAUAUAAGGGUGUCUCCUGUAGUCUUCAACUAGGUACGUGAGGUUUAUAAUGAGAUAUCCCUUCAGGAGCAGCACAAUUAGGACAUC
Molecule: messenger RNA, 1039 nt
Organism: Diaporthe batatas
Lineage: Eukaryota; Fungi; Ascomycota; Sordariomycetes; Diaporthales; Diaporthaceae
Exons: 1
Coding region: 293-925 (210 amino acids)
Source: RefSeq, a predicted model, not a curated record